UCUCUCUUAUUAAGGUCUAUGGUUGUCACUUGUGAUUAACCUCCUCGAAAAAAUGAAAAAUGAACUCUUGGAAAGUUUUUCACUUCGUUAAAAAAUUACUGUCUCAGGAUUCGCUAUGUUACCUGCCAGAGACAAGAGGUUUUCAAUGUUUACUCCUUAGUAGAAGGCAUCGUGGUAGUUAUACUGCAUAUAAUACAGUAAAAGCAAGAGAAGAAGCGUUGAAAAAAAUUCACACAUAUCAGAACUUCGGACAAAAUAAAGCUGCUGACAAUGUGCCAAUAUCUUUGAAGUAUUUGAAUAAUGUGAAUAAAACCAAUGAUCAUCAGGGACAAGAAAAUAUCUCCAAUAAAAUUAUUGAAGAACACAUUCCUGUUCAAUUUCCCUUCCAACAUGUCCAUAAGUUAGGAAAAGUGGACUAUAAUUCUGAUUCUAGUAUAGAUUCAUAUGAACUGAUGCAAUUAAGAAAUGAUUUUUUUAAGGAGAAGAAUAAUUGGAUGUUGAAUUAUGACAACUUCCAGGAUACUUCGUUACCGACUAAGAAAAAUAGAAAAAAUCAUGAUAUCAACUAUGGUACUGCAGAUCCCAAGUGUAAAAUAAGUAGUGUACCCUGUGGUGGCUGUGGUGCUUGCCUGCAUUGUAAGGACCCCUCUCUACCUGGAUAUAUACCAUCGGAAAUAUUCAAAAAUUCUAGGGAACUGGGUGGGGCUGACCUGACAGCAUUAAUUUGUCAAAGGUGUUACUUUCUGAAGAACCAUAAUGUAGCCUUAGAGGUCCAAGUUUCAGAUAGUGACUAUCCCGAAGUAUUGAAAAAUAUAAGUGCCAGGAAAGGUGUUGUAAUUCUCAUGGUGGAUGUGACUGAUUUUCCUUGUUCUAUAUGGCCUGGUAUUGCUGAUAUAUUUCAUAAAAUGCCAAUUUUAGUUGUUGGUAAUAAAGUUGAUCUGUUACCAAAAGAUAGUCCAAAUUAUCUUAAUCAAAUAAAAAGGAAUUUGAAAGACUCCAUCAAGGCCUAUGGAUUUGGUACUCAUUUAUUGAUUGAUAUUGUUUUAAUUUCUGCUACUACAGGAUAUGGCAUUGAAGAUAUGAUCAUAAAACUUCAGAGUUCUUGGAGACACAAAGGGAAUGUAUAUUUGGUAGGCUGUACCAAUGUAGGAAAGUCCAGCUUAUUCAAUACCCUCAUCCAAUCGGACUUCUGUAAAUCUCAAGCAGAAGAUUUUGUCCAGAGAGCUACAACAAGUGUUUGGCCAGGAACAACAUUAAAUCUCCUGAAAUUUCCUAUAACUAAACCUGGUGGAUAUAAGCUGGAGCUGCGUCUGAAAAGAUUGAAACAAUUGAAGAAAUUGGAAAGGUUUGAAGCUCAGGAAAGGGAGAAAUUGUUGAAAGAAACAAAUGACUGGAGACAUGCUGUUCUGAUGGGGAGGAUUGAUAGAAGUUCAUCAAAAAAUACAGAAACUGAUCAUCAAGAUGUAUUUUCAAUAAGACCGGCCAAUAAUGCCACUGGUACUACAACACUAGGACUCAAUGAAAAUGAUCCAUUAUAUGCCCACAGUCGUUGGUGCUAUGAUACACCAGGUGUAGUCCAACCUGACCAGAUACUCAAUUUGUUAACAACAGAAGAAUUGUUUCUGACAAUUCCAAAAACUCUAAUCAUACCACGAACAUACUGUAUUCGUCCUGGAGAUUCCUUAUUCAUUGGUGGACUAGCAAGAUUGGAUUUUCUUGAAGGAAGAGAUUCAAUUUGGUUUACUGUAUUUGCUUCAGCAGAGCUCCCAAUAUCUCUAUGUUUGACAACAGAGGCUGACGAAUUCUAUAAAAAACACCUGGGAACAAGGUAUUUGAAAGUACCGUUCGGAGGUUCCGAGAGAUUGCAAAAAUGGCCAGGUUUAUCUAAUGCUAAAACUUUCACUGUGGAAGCCAUUGACUUCGAUUAUUCAUCAAAAGAUGUAGUUCUAUCUAAUGCGGGUUGGAUUUCUAUCACCGGUAGAAGAGGCAGAACAAUGAAGGUGAGAGCCUGGACUCCCGAGAAAAGAGGAGUGCACUUAAGGGAUUGUCUCCUUCCACAAGCUGUUAAUUUCAAAGGAAGAAGAAUAAGUUCUACACCUGCUUAUAAGAAGCACAGAUAUUUCGCAGAAGAGCAGUUGUGGUACUGAUUAGAAAAUUGGACAACACUGAAUAAUUAAUCUUGCUGGUUAUCUUCUGUUUCCUUAAAAGCGAACUCUGUAUUCUACAUAAAAUUUUUGAUUAAU
This is a messenger RNA of Coccinella septempunctata (seven-spotted ladybird), 2243 nucleotides long. RefSeq names its product nitric oxide-associated protein 1. Gene Ontology annotation, molecular function: GTP binding. The record is from RefSeq and is a predicted model, not a curated record. Bases 60 to 2147 code for a protein of 695 amino acids. NCBI's taxonomy places the organism in Eukaryota, Metazoa, Arthropoda, Insecta, Coleoptera, Coccinellidae. The transcript is spliced from 6 exons.